GUGUGUGUAAGUACAGGAGAGCAGUGUGUACGUGAGUGGACUGGAAGACACAAGUCAGCAACGUGCUCUCGCACUGCCGGGGUCCGAAUCGUGCUGAAAUAAUGGCGAAGAUAGUGACAGUGAAGACGAAGCCCUACACGGACCAGAAGCCGGGCACGAGCGGCCUCAGGAAGCGCGUCACCGUCUUCCAGAAGAACGAGAACUACGCGGAGAACUUCAUCCAGAGCAUCAUCUCGGCCAUCGAGCCCGCGGAGCGGCCGCAGGGCACGCUGGCGGUCGGGGGCGAUGGCCGCUUCUUCAUGACCCACGCCAUCGAGCUCAUCGUGCGCAUCGCCGCCGCCAACGGGAUUAGUCGCCUAGUGAUCGGUCAGCAUGGCAUCAUGUCCACUCCAGCCGUGUCCUGUGUAAUUCGAGAGAUCAAGGCCAUUGGAGGCAUCAUACUCACAGCCAGCCACAACCCUGGUGGUCCAAAUGGGGACUUUGGCAUCAAAUUCAACAUUUCCAGUGGAGGCCCUGCCCCUGAGGCUGUCACCAACAAAAUCUUCGAGAUCAGCAAAACCCUUGGGGAGUACGUCAUAUGCCCUGACCUCAAAGUGGACCUGUCUACUAUUGGCAAGCAAACGUUUCAGCUGGACAACAAACCCAGUCCCUUCACAGUGGAGAUUGUGGAUUCUGUGGAAUCCUAUGCCAACAUGCUGAGGAACAUCUUUGAUUUUGCUGCCCUGAAGGAGCUCCUGUCAGGACCCAAUCAUAUCAAGGUCCGUUUAGAUGCCAUGCAUGGAGUGGUGGGGCCCUACGUGAAGAAGAUAGUGUGUGAGGAGUUGGGUGCUCCUGCCAACUCUGCAGUUAACUGUGUCCCUAAGGAGGACUUUGGGGGACAUCACCCUGACCCCAAUCUCACCUACGCUUCUGACCUUGUGGAGAAUAUGAAGGGCGGCGAGUAUGACUUCGGAGCGGCUUUUGAUGGUGAUGGAGAUCGGAACAUGGUCCUGGGGAAGCACGGCUUCUUCGUCAACCCCUCUGACUCAGUGGCUGUCAUCGCAGCCAACAUCACCUGCAUCCCCUACUUCCAGAAGACUGGUGUUAAGGGCCUUGCUCGGAGCAUGCCCACCAGCGGAGCGCUGGACAGUGUUGCUAACACCUUGAAGAUGCAACUCUAUGAGACACCUACAGGAUGGAAGUUCUUUGGGAACUUAAUGGAUGCAGGCAAGCUGUCUCUCUGCGGAGAGGAAAGUUUUGGCACAGGUUCUGAUCACAUACGUGAGAAAGAUGGGCUGUGGGCAGUGCUGGCUUGGUUGUCAAUCCUGGCAACACGGAAGCAGAGUGUGGAAGACAUAAUGAAGGACCACUGGCAGAAGUUUGGCAGGAAUUUCUUCACCAGGUAUGAUUAUGAGGAGGUGGACUCUGAUGCCGCCAACAAGAUGAUCAAAGACUUGGAGGCAGUCAUGUUUGACAAGUCCUUCGUAGGUCAGAAGUACACAGAGGGGGACAAGACCUACCAGGUGGGGAAAGCUGACAACUUUGAGUACAGCGACCCAGUGGAUGGGAGUGUCUCAAAGAACCAGGGCUUGAGGAUCAUCUUCUCUGAUGGAUCUCGCAUCAUCUUCCGACUCAGUGGGACGGGUAGUGCUGGGGCAACCAUUAGGCUCUACAUAGACAGCUAUGAGAAGGACCCUCAGAAGAUAUACCAGGACCCUCAGGUCAUGUUGGCACCUCUGGUGAAGAUUGCCUUGAAGAUCUCUCAGCUCCAUGAGAAAACAGGCCGCAGCGGCCCCACCGUUAUCACGUGAUCAUCCUGCGUGGCCUUCCAGGACUCAGCCACACCACCAUAGUGUGCGAACCACACUCUCACCAGCCCAUGUCACCUCACUGUGUCUGUGCCUCACCAAAAUACUGUAUUCUCAAUCUAGAAUAAAGGAAAAUAACACAAAAAUAAAACAGUACCCUAAAGCGUA
Messenger RNA from Scleropages formosus (Asian bonytongue), 1955 nucleotides. RefSeq names its product phosphoglucomutase 1 (gene pgm1). NCBI's taxonomy places the organism in Eukaryota, Metazoa, Chordata, Actinopteri, Osteoglossiformes, Osteoglossidae. Gene Ontology annotation, biological process: carbohydrate metabolic process. The coding region runs from base 102 to 1790 and encodes 562 amino acids. The transcript has 11 exons. Gene Ontology annotation, cellular component: cytosol. The record is from RefSeq and is a predicted model, not a curated record. Gene Ontology annotation, molecular function: magnesium ion binding; phosphoglucomutase activity.